Molecule: messenger RNA, 3074 nt
Organism: Helianthus annuus (common sunflower)
Lineage: Eukaryota; Viridiplantae; Streptophyta; Magnoliopsida; Asterales; Asteraceae
Product: leishmanolysin-like peptidase
Exons: 16
Coding region: 273-2762 (829 amino acids)
Biological process (GO): cell adhesion; proteolysis
Cellular component (GO): membrane; cytoplasm
Molecular function (GO): metalloendopeptidase activity; protein binding
Source: RefSeq, a predicted model, not a curated record
UAUACCUAUUUAACAUAAUUUUACUAUUCAAUUUGGUCCCAAAAUAAGAACAAAAUCUGCCCACUGUUCACAUCAACAGAAAUUUUAACACUUUUCAAUUUUCAAUCUCUUUUUAUUUACCUUUCAAAAAAAAAAAAAAUCUCUUUUUAUUUAAAGAUUGAAAAUUUAUUAAAACCCAGUUGUUGUUUUUAAACAUUAUUAUGUGAUAAAGAUCUGUAAAUUUGUAUAAAUGUUGUUGAUUUGAUGUCUGCCGGUGAAGAUUUGAGUUAUUUAUGGAGUUCAAGAUUCGUUGUGGGAAAUGUUGGCCCCAGCUAUUACUUCUACAGAUUCUAUUAAUUUUAGUAUUGUUCGACCCAAUCCAAGCAAAUUACGACCAAAAUCAAUUGCAACGGAAACGGUCAGAAACGGGCAGUGAAAAUAUCGCAUCACAUUCUUGUAUUCACGAUGAGAUAAUCGAACAAAGAAGAAAGAGAUCCGGGAACAACGUUUAUUCUGUAACUCCGCAAGUUUAUCAUGCCACUGACACCGAGCCUCUUCACCGCAAGGGAAGGGCAUUAUUGGAAAUUCCAAAAGUUUCAAGCUUUCCUAAGAAUGCAAAACAACCCAUCCGAAUUUAUCUAAACUAUGAUGCGGUGGGUCAUUCGGCCACUAGAGAUUGUAGAAACAUUGGUGAUAUAGUGAAAUUAGGUGAACCUCCGGAAGCUUCUAAUUCGGAAACACUUUCUUGUAAUCCGCACAAUGAUCCCUCGAUUGUUAGUGAUUGUUGGUAUAAUUGUACUUCGGAUGAUAUAUCCGGAGAGGAUAAAAGGCGUCGUCUUCGAAGGGCUUUAGGGCAGACAGCUGACUGGUUUAGAAGAGCUUUGGCUGUUGAGCGUGUAAGAGGAAACUUGCGGUUAAGUGGUUACUCUGCUUGUGGACAAGAUGGCGGUGUUCAACUUCCGCGUGCAUACGUUGAAGAGGGAGUUGCUGAUGCCGAUUUGGUUCUUUUGGUGACUACAAGGCCCACCACUGGCAACACUUUAGCAUGGGCGGUAGCAUGUGAACGUGAUCAAUGGGGCCGUGCAAUUGCCGGACAUGUGAAUGUUGCCCCUCGACAUUUGACAGCAGACGCCGAAACGUUACUUUCAGCUACCCUCAUACAUGAAGUGAUGCACGUACUUGGGUUUGAUCCGCACGCCUUCACGCAUUUUAGAGAUGAGAGAAAAAGACGACGAAGUAAGGUUACUGAAGAGAGAAUGGAUGAAAAGCUUGGGAGGAUGGUGACUCGUGUCGUUUUGCCACACGUCAUCAUGCAUUCACGCCAUCAUUAUGGGGCGUACUCCGAGAAUUUCACCGGGCUCGAACUGGAAGACGGUGGGGGCCGCGGAACAUCAGGAUCUCACUGGGAAAAGAGACUUUUGAUGAAUGAAAUCAUGACCGGUUCUGUUGACACGCGAUCGGUUGUUUCGAAAAUGACACUGGCUUUACUUGAAGAUAGCGGUUGGUACGAGGCUAAUUAUAGUAUGGCGGACCGUCUUGAUUGGGGAAGUAACCAAGGGACCGAGUUUGUUACCGGUCCGUGUAACCUUUGGAAAGGGGCUUAUCAUUGUAACACAACGCAGUUAACGGGAUGUACAUAUAACCGUGAAGCAGAGGGUUAUUGCCCGAUUGUAAAUUAUAGCGGCGAUCUUCCUCUGUGGGCUCGUUAUUUUCCUCAACCUAACAAAGGUGGACAGUCGUCAUUGGCUGAUUUUUGCACUUAUUUUGUAGCUUAUUCCGAUGGUUCUUGUAUAGACACUAACACUGCACGCGAGCCCGACAAAAUGUUGGGUGAAGUACGCGGAAGUGACUCGAGGUGUAUGGCCUCUUCAUUAGUAAGAAACGGCUUUGUUCGGGGUUCUAUGACUCAAGGAAACGGUUGUUAUCAACGAAGAUGUGUAAACAAUACGUUGGAGGUUGCUGUUGACGGUAUUUGGAAAGCAUGCCCAGAAGCCGGUGGACCGAUCCAGUUUCCUGGCUUUAACGGUGAGCUGAUCUGCCCGGCAUAUCAUGAACUCUGUAGUGUAGACCCCGUUGUGACAUCCGGGCAGUGCCCGAACUCGUGUAACUCCAAGGGUGACUGUGUUAGUGGAACAUGUCACUGUUUUAUCGGUUUUGAUGGUCACGAUUGUAGCAAACGAUCAUGUCCUAGCAAUUGUAGUGGAAACGGGAAGUGCCUCAAAAACGGUAUUUGUGAAUGCGCGAAUGGAUACACCGGGAUUGAUUGCUCAACAGCUGUAUGUGAUGAACAAUGUAGUCUUCACGGUGGGGUGUGUGACAACGGCGUGUGUGAGUUUCGGUGCUCUGAUUAUGCGGGCUACACCUGUCGAAACACCUCGGAUCUUCUUGACAGCCUGGCAAUUUGUAAAGACGUGUUAAUAAACGAUGCUGCCGGGCAGCAUUGUGCACCGAGUGAAUCCAGCAUAUUGCAGCAGCUUGAGGAAGUCGUGGUCAUGCCGAAUUACCACCGGUUAUACCCGACCGGUGCUAGAAAAAUUCUCAACAUGUUUAGAGGCAGAAACUGUGAUAAAGCAGCCAAAAGACUAGCUUGUUGGAUAUCAAUACAAAAAUGUGAAAAAGACGGUGACAAUAGAUUAAGAGUGUGCCAUUCAGCAUGCCAAGCGUAUAACUUGGCGUGUGGGGCAUCGUUGGAUUGCUCAGAUCAAACUCUUUUCAGCGAAGAAGGUGGCGGGGAGGGUGAGGGGUUAUGUACGGGUUGGGGUGAUAUGGAAUCAUGGUUUUGAACCCAUUGUUCAUGGCAACACCCUAGUUGAGUUCCUGUAAAUCAUAGGUAGUUGGUUUUUCCCCGAGUUUAAUUGUAAAAUUGUGUUCGGGGUGUAGUGUUUUUUAGUUUUCGUGUAUAAUUUCGGGGUUGGUCAUAGCACAAAGUGCUAAUGGCUUUAGAUUUAGAGGGUUUGUUUUAAAUCUUGAUCCAAGAGUUGCUUGGAUCUUUUGGGUUGUGGAUUGUUUUUUACUUGGUGAAAUCCCUAAAAAAGAAUGUAUACAUUGUAAGGAAAAGAAUCGAAAAAAGGAAGAUUUUCUUACUAAUCUUUAAA